Molecule: messenger RNA, 1447 nt
Organism: Sphaerulina musiva SO2202
Lineage: Eukaryota; Fungi; Ascomycota; Dothideomycetes; Mycosphaerellales; Mycosphaerellaceae
Exons: 1
Coding region: 215-1447 (410 amino acids)
Source: RefSeq, a predicted model, not a curated record
UUCCAAGCACAUCUCAGGAAUAUGAAGGCGGCAGGAGAUCUGCUUGAGAUCUCCUUUCCGACCUGUUCUAGUGGCCAGCCUUCCACGCACUGAUCUAGGCUGCCCGGGAAUCUUCUUGUCUCUCCAGAAUUCUUUGCGCAGUUUGCUAAGUGGCACGCAGAGGGGAAAGUGUUUGCCACAAGCCCGUUUCUGCCACUAUCAUAAGUGUGUUCGAAUGCCGGAAGGGGUCACGCUCUUCCAGCAUCCAGUGGAUAUGGCACAACUUCAAGCGGCCGGCGGAGCUGACAACAUCUCGCACGAAAUCCUCCAUGCUCUGGAUCCAUCUAUAAUUAUCAAUGACAUGCAUGACCAAUUGCAUCUGCAACCCUCUGUUCGCUUCCAAUUCCUUAUGUUGGUUUGGCAGCACGUUCACCAUAAUUGUGGCAAUCGCGGCCACCUGGGCAAACCGCAUCGUGCUAUCGAUGCCCCUUUGCCAGCCCACAUACAGCCCGCUAUUCGAUCGUUCUUGAUCACAUACGGACACCAGAUUUGGCCCGACCCUGGCGAUGGACGUGCUCGACAGCAUUUGACUCCUACCUCUCGCUACUCGUACAACGGCUAUUGGAAUGCGCGUUUCGGCGCCCACGAGGUCCACGAGCCUUAUAUGUCUCUGCAUGGAAGCGAGGAUGUGCCUGGGAAUCCUGGUGAUGUUGCACCAGGUGUCAUGGUCGCCGGAAACACUUCUUCGAAGCUGGAUACCGUUCUUCGGCUGUAUUUCUCGGCCAUGUUACGACUGCCGGGUGGUGGCGAGGGUGGAAUCGUGGCAAACACUCUCGAACCAGGUCAAUUGUUGCAAAUCAUAGUGGCUCCACAGCAGGAUCAGCAGCAGCAGCAGCAACCACACCCAGCGAGGGCGACCUAUGUUCCACAGCAACAGCAGCAGCAGCAGCAGCAGCAGCCAGAGUCACACCCAGCGAUGCCGAACUAUGCUGAUACAUUCGAACAUUCGCUUCAUAAAUCACAGCUGAGUCCAGCCAUGGCGACCAAUCCCUGGGCGCAGUCCAGCUCGUCGUCAUCAUCAGCAUAUGUGCAGCGUCUCCACGCCUACCUUCACCCCAACGAGCCGUUCCAAGACCAGCAACAACAGUCGUCAGACCUAUCUACUCAUCAGCAUCAAGGCAAGCCUCAACCUCGGGCAGCAAACGCCUUGCCUUUCGUGCCCACGAUUGAUGCUGCGCCCACCGGCCGCGGCCGAGGGAAAACGAAGCAACAGUCUCAGUCCGGCCUCAGAUGGACCAAGAGUGUCAGACCUGGUGGCGGGCCAGGCGCCAGAUUGCCUUUUCGUGAAGAAGUAUCUCCGAAGGAUAUGAGUGGGCAACCAGAAGAGGGCGAUAAACGAGGACGUAUGAUGGACACGAGAGGGAGGAAAUCCGGUGUCAAGUUUGGACCUGUAAAUUGGGGUGCCUAA